UGUGUGUGUGUGUGUGUGUGUGUACAUUACGCGUGACACGACACAUCAGCGAUCAGCCAUCAGGCAUUAACCUGCUGCAGGAGGAGGGCGAGAAGGAGCACGGAGGGGGUGUGUUAGUGUGUUAGUGGAUGAGAAAGGAGGGAUCCAGGAGCGCCGCUCUCCCCUCUGGAAAAUUAACGGCUCUAAGCCGCGCCCACGAGCCGAGCCUCUCAGAACGUUAGACGCAGAAGCCUGAUCAGAUCCACGCUGGCUCGGAGGUAAACCGAGCUUUCACUGCAGAAGUGCUGGAGAGCUGGACCAUGCCUGCGCCUGGCGCUCAGAGAUAGGGAUGGAGUCGCGCCCGUGGGGGACCGUCGCCCUGAUCAGCGCCUGCUGCUGCUGGCUGGCCGCGCUGGCGGAGGUGAUAGGUGAUGACAGCUACCUGAAUGCAGUUCUAAAUACAGUCCCUCUCUCCUGUUCAGAAGGUUUUACUGAGUUGGGCUACUACAAUGGCACAGUGUCUCAGACAGAUUCAGGCUCACCUUGCCUGAAGUGGACAGAGUUUCCUGAUUAUGUGCAGCAGUACCCUGGCCGAGGCCUUGGAGAGCACAAUUACUGCAGAAACCCCGAUCGUGAAUCCAACCCCUGGUGCUUUUUCAGACAGAGCUCUGGUGCCAUUGGCUGGGCUUACUGUGACUGCCACCAGGGUGCGGUCAGGCUGGUGGGGGGCUCCUCCUCUAAAAGUGGUCGUCUUGAGGUGUACCUGAAUGGCCAGUGGGGAUCUGUGUGUGACACUCACUGGACUGACCGAGAUGCCAGUGUGGUCUGCAGGCAGCUUGGUCUGGGUGAGAUCGGCACUGCUCUUCAGCACUCCUACUUUGGUCCUGGUUCUGGCCUCUUCCACUACACGCGCCUUGGCUGCCGUGGCAACGAAAGCUCUCUCCUGGAGUGCCGGAGCAGGAAGUUUGUAACCAAUGACUGUAACCAUGGCAACGAAGCCGGGGUGUUGUGUGCCCCACCUGAAGGCACCGGCCCCCCUCUCAGGCUGGUGGGAGGGGAGGAGGACUUCGAGGGGAGGGUGGAGAUCUAUCACAAUGGACUCUGGGGAACCAUAUGUGACGACCAGUGGGACGACAUGGAUGCUGAGGUUGUUUGCAGACAGCUUGGACUCGGGGGCAUCCCAAAGGCCUGGUCUUGGGCUCAUUUUGGACAGGGCAGGGGUCCAAUCCAGCUGGAUGCUGUGCAGUGCACAGGGAAUGAGCUCUCACUGGAUGAGUGCCCUCACAGUGGCUGGGAGCAACACAACUGUGACCACAUGGAGGAUGCCGGAGUGUCAUGCAACCCUUAUACCGAUGGAGUGGUGAGACUGGUAGAUGGAGACAACCCGUGGGAGGGCCGUCUGGAGGUGUAUCACUCUGGAGACUGGGGCACAGUCUGUGAUGACAGCUGGACUGAGCAUCAUGCACAGGUGGUGUGCAGACAGCUGGGCUUCAGAGGAAGUGCAGAGGUGGCUCCUGCUGGGGCGUUUGGUGAGGGAACAGGCCUGAUCCUGAUGGAUGAUGUGCAGUGUGAGGGAACUGAGUCUUCACUGCUGGAGUGCAAACACAGCGUGUGGGGUCGACAUGACUGCUCUCACAGCGAGGACGUGGGCAUACGGUGUCACAGGGCAGAGACUAACGAUGUUCAACUUGUCCCAGAAACAACAGGUCCUCUGGUGCGGCUGGCAGGUGGGGACGGCAGGAAGGAGGGCAGAGUGGAGAUAUUCUUGAACGGAGAGUGGGGCAGUGUCUGUGAUCACGGAUGGAAUGAUGUCAAUGCUGCUGUCGUCUGUAGACAGCUUGGGUUCACCGGAGUGUCAAAGGCACGGCCAAUGGGUUACUUUGGCUCUGGGAAGGGCCAGAUCCAUUUGGCCAAUGUGAGGUGCACAGGCAAAGAGUCUUUCCUAGGAGAGUGUCCUGCCAAAGGGCCAGACAGCCAUGUGUGUAAGCAUGGCCAGGAUGCAGGCGUGGUAUGUGGCUAUGUUCCAGAGCCAGAGGCAGACAUCGCUAUAGUGGGGACCCAUACCUGCGGCAUGAGGGGAGGAGCUGAAAGACGCAGCAAGAGGAUUGUCGGCGGGAACAAGUCUCUCAAGGGAGACUGGCCAUGGCAGGCAUCACUGUGGCUCAGAUCUCAGUCAAGAGGUUCACAGCCCUUGUGUGGAGCCACUCUCAUCAACUCCUGCUGGAUUCUCACUGCAGCGCACUGUUUCAAACGGUUUGGCACUGAUGCGUCUCGGUAUGUGGUGAAGCUGGGUGACUAUCACACAGAGGAGCAGGAUGACUUUGAGCGUGUGCUCACUCCGGAUCAUGUGGAGGUGCACAGGAAGUACAGCAGUGAGAGCUGGGAGCAUGAUGUUGCUCUGAUUCGGCUGAAGGGAGCUGAGGGGAAGUGUGUGUCCUUCAACCCUCACACUAACGCAGCUUGUCUGCCUGCACCUGGCAGCAAAUGGGGCAAGAGACCUGCUUCAUGUGUCAUCACAGGCUGGGGCGUGUCAGACACUAAUCGCCCUCAUACCCUGCUACAGGCCUGGGUUCCUCUCCUCCCCUCAUGGCAGUGCAGGAAGCAAUAUGGUGAGCGCUUCACCAGUCAUAGCAUGCUCUGUGCUGGCAGCAUGACCCCUGACCCACAUCGACAUGCUGACAGUUGUCAAGGGGACAGCGGUGGUCCUCUGGUGUGCCAGGGAGAGUCAGGCCGCUGGGUGCUCACAGGUGUCAUCUCCUGGGGUCACGGCUGCGGUGACCCGUCCUACCCAGGCGUGUAUGCACGAGUCAGCCGCUAUCUCCCCUGGAUCGAGCAGGUGACACACAGCAGGGCUCCUCUCCAGCACUGAACUACGACCUGACAAUUAUCACCAGACUCUAGACAUGGGAAAGAAGAGCCAGACAGCAUUGGGCACCAUGUAUUGCUCAACACUGCACUCUGCAAUAGCCCUGGAUCCUACUCUAUUCUACCCAGUCUUAUCUCUUCUUACCUGGCAUUGAUCCUUAGCAUUUAGAGAUCUUGGUCCUUAACAUUUAGUCUUUAGGCUCAACACUCUGGAAAUCCAAGGUCAUACUGAUUGAUGUGAUGUGAAGUUUGAGGGAUAGGUGUUCUUUAUUUCUAUGUUGUUGUGCCGUCCAGAGGCUGCAGUGCAUGUUAAUGUGUAUAUUAUAUUCAAAAGCCAUUCAGUGCAGCCGCCAGUUUCUCUGCAUGGUAGAUAAUGAGCCACAGCUCUCUGGAGCUGGUUUAUUUCUUUCUGUGGAUAUGUCGCUCCUGUACUGACAAAAGCAAAACUCUUUCUUAACCCUUCGGCUGCUGAUUACUGUUAACCCAUUUCGAAGACGAAAAUUUAUAGCUCAUUAAGAAUGAAUUAUUUAUAAAUUCUUUAAUAAUCAUUAAGAUUACAAUCAGUGUUGUGACAUUCUUUUGUUUACUUGACUGGCCAUUAAAUGUGUAGGUUGUUUUCGUAAACAGUGACAUUAGAUAAAGCCAUUAUGCUAUCACAAAUGCCUCAGAAACAAGCAUUAGACAUACACUAAAUGCCAAAUAAUGUUAAUGAAAUGAAAACAACUUCUAAUCUGGGAUUGACACAUUCUAUUUCAUUCCUAAAAGCUCCCAGAAACACCAAGAAGCAUAAAUAUGUAUUACUUUCUUUUAGAAUUGUCUGUCAUUUUUGACAGUAGGAAGUGUAUUUUAACUUUAAUAGGGAAUAGCCAUACUUUAUUUACAUGGUACAUGUGCUUUUGUUCGUGACAGAAUGAUGACAUUCCAGAUGGCACUUCACUUGUUAGAGCAGAAAAUGUAGUUUUCUUUGUCACACAAUUUCCCAGUUUCAGUAUUGCCUUCAACCUGUAAGUGUUAUUGUGCUAAUUGUAAAGAAAUUGGGAAAAUGUUCAUUUAUUGGUUUAGGUAGAAUCACUUUAUCUUGUCACAUGCCAUGAUGUUACUGUUUGGUUGUAUGGAAUGUGCAUUAUUCAUCCAGUGGGUGGCAAUAUUGUGUUUUCUACAGGACUGGAUUUCAGCUAUACAGUAGGUCAUGUAAUGUAUUAGUCUUAUAGAGUGUGUCCUUUGCUUUUAAAAUUAGACAGUUAUCUGUGAAUACAAUAUUAAAUUAAGGCACAAGAUUUUGCUAAAGGUUGUUGCAGUGACAUAUAUGGCUUUUUUUGCAUUUACAAAAAUUGGGGGGAAAAACACGAGUAGUAAGGGCUUUGUAAAAUAUUACUACUAAUAAUUAGCUCCAUAUUUACUGUAAAUAAGAAGUUGAGUGACAUUGUCUUAGAUACACAAAGUUUUCUUUGAAUGGUAAUUAAUGUCUGGUGAAUUUGACAAGGUUCUCUGUAAAUAUUUCCAUUAGGCCAAAUGUCAGACGGCAGGUGUAGUAUUUCUUACAAAUGAUUAAAUGUGAAGCCAGUGUUGUGUUACACUUUUUCUCUUGUACAUCCAUAAGGAUGAGAUUUGCCCAUGGGCACAUUUGAAACAUAUAACAUUAUAUGCAUAGAUAUUUGUCCUUAAACUGUAGUUUAACAAGCGAUGCGCAUAAGCUCAUUAACAUAAAACUACUAUUCAUUCAGUCUGCCUUAGUAUAAAGGUAAGGUCAGGUAUAAAGGUAAGGUUUUAAAGAUUGAUCAUUACAAAUUAGUUCUAACACUCUGCAAAAUUAAUUAUACCUUACCAAAAUUGCAAGACUUUUGUCUCUGUAGGCCUGCGUAUUGCCACGCCAUUGAAACACACGUUUAAGAUUAGAUAUCUUGUCUGUAAGUAAGAGAACUGUGUAAAUUUGAGUGGUAUAAUGGUGUGCCUACUCUAAUCAGUUUAAGCCAUGUUUUUGUGAUCUGGCCUUCAGAAGAAUGCUGACCAUCACUAGGGCUUAAAAGUGUUAUAUGAAGAGCUAUUAGCUUCAUUCCACAUGAUGGAGAAAUGGGGCGAUGAUGUCAGUUGCAUGUCAUACAAUCAUUUGUUUGUAUAUGAUGAAAAAUCAUUCAGUCUUCUGUGAAAUUUCUGCUAGCUCUGUAAAAAAAAAAAAUUUUAUGUGUGACAGGUGCCAAAAUAAAAUUUCUUCUUGUGGCA
Messenger RNA from Pangasianodon hypophthalmus (striped catfish), 5064 nucleotides. Its product is annotated as neurotrypsin. Gene Ontology annotation, biological process: proteolysis. The transcript has 14 exons. Gene Ontology annotation, cellular component: membrane. The coding region runs from base 329 to 2848 and encodes 839 amino acids. Lineage: Eukaryota; Metazoa; Chordata; Actinopteri; Siluriformes; Pangasiidae. Gene Ontology annotation, molecular function: serine-type endopeptidase activity. The record is from RefSeq and is a predicted model, not a curated record.